Molecule: messenger RNA, 2290 nt
Organism: Zophobas morio
Lineage: Eukaryota; Metazoa; Arthropoda; Insecta; Coleoptera; Tenebrionidae
Product: probable cytochrome P450 6a23
Exons: 3
Coding region: 159-1691 (510 amino acids)
Molecular function (GO): monooxygenase activity; oxidoreductase activity, acting on paired donors, with incorporation or reduction of molecular oxygen; heme binding
Source: RefSeq, a predicted model, not a curated record
UUUUUUCAAAACAGAAAAAAACAGUUUAUCUAUUUGAUUAGGUGAUAUAACAAGUACGAUGAUAUAGCAACUUAAAAUAGUAUAAAUAUGUACACACUAGUAUUGCCGUUGCAUUUAAGUGAACAGCGUGUGCUAAUAGUGAGAAUUAAUUGUCAGAAAUGUCUUGCGGUUCCUGCGUUGGUUAUGCCAUCGCUAUUCUUGCCGUGGCAGUUACCGCCCUCAUAGCUUACUUUAAAUGGACCUACCAGUACUGGGAGCGAAAAAAAGUUCCCUACUUCAAACCGACAAUUCCAUAUGGCAACGGAAGCAGUCCACUUAGACGCAAAGAGAACUCGGGCAUACGAAUAGCACGUUUGUAUGCAGAAAUGAAAGCCAAGGGAUGGAAGCACGGAGGACUUUUUUCAGUCUUAACUCCCGCGUACUUGGUUAUAGAUUUAGACUACCUGAAGAAUAUUAUGACAAAGGACUUUCACUAUUUUGUGGACCGGGGACUGUACUACAACGAAGACGCUGACCCUCUAAGUGCCCAUUUGUUUGCCAUAGGUGGCGAAAAGUGGCGAAAUUUGAGAACCAAAUUCACCCCAACUUUCACUUCCGGGAAAAUGAAGAUGAUGUUCCAAACCCUGGUGGACUGUAUCCCUAAUUUCUUGUCAAAAAUUGAAGCAGAUCGUGUGGCCAAAGCACCAAUUGAUAUUAAAGAGACUCUUGGAUGUUUCACCACUGACAUAAUUGGGUCGUGUGCCUUUGGUUUAGAAUUUAACACAUUCAAAGACGACGAUUCCCCUUUCAGGAGAUACGGUAGAAAAUUUUUUGAUCGUGAUAGACUCGUAGUGUUCAAAAAUCUUUUGGCAAUUAAUUUUCCUAACGUUGCGAAAAGGUUAGGUCUGGCGGUGAUUCCGAAUGAUAUUUCGAAUUUCUUCAUUAAGCUUGUCAAAGACACUGUUCACUACAGAGAGAAAAACAACUACAGUCGCAAAGACUUCAUGCAACUGCUGAUUGACAUCAAGGGUAACAAACUUGCGCCCGAAGGAGGGAACAAGUAUGACGGCAAAACGUUAACUCUUGAUGAAAUCGCUGCUCAAAGUUUCGUUUUUUUUAUCGCGGGAUUUGAAACUUCUUCCACGACCAUGGCUUUCGCUCUAUAUGAGCUUGCAAGACACCAAGAUAUACAAGAUAAGCUCAGAGAUGAAAUUAAUACCGUUUUGGCUAAACAUAAUGGGGAGAUUACUUACGAGUCCAUCCAAGACAUGAAAUAUAUGGAUCAAGUGAUAAAUGAAACAUUGAGGAAAUACCCGCCUCUGGCUUUCCUAACCAGAAAAUGUGUCAAAGAUUACAAAAUUCCAGAAGAGGGAGUGGUAAUAGAAAAAGGUACUAUGAUUUUCAUUCCAGUUCUGGGCAUUCAUCGCGAUAAAGAAUUCUAUCCGGAUCCAGAGAAAUUCGAUCCGGAGCGAUUUACUGAAGAUAAUAAGAGUAAAAGGCACCAUUAUGCUCACAUUCCGUUUGGAGAGGGACCCAGGAUUUGUAUAGGUGCACGUUUUGGUCUAAUGCAGUCAAAAGUGGGAUUAACUACUAUACUGAAACAUUACAAAUUUACAGUCAACAAGAAAACCAUACAACCACUCAAAAUGAAGAUCACCUCUAUUGUGUUAGCCGCGGAAGGAGAAAUUUGGUUAGAUGCGGAAAAAGUAUAACGAGGGCUCUUAUUUUAAAUCUAAGGUUAGCAUCGUUUUGGCUUACAUACAGAUAUUUUUCUUGCUAUAUUUUGUUUUACAAUACAUAAUGUAUCAAUGUAAUUUUUCUAAUUCUGUGAUGUUCGAAUUUAGUAAUAAAUCGGUAACCUUGUCAAUAAUUAACCUGAAAAAUCACUUCAAUAAUCACAUCGUGUGGUUUUCAACGAUACAUAUUAAUCUAGAGAAGGAUAUUUCCAAGAAGAUAGUGCAACUACAUAUAAACUGACACAACAAUGAUGUCCUUUUGAAAAAUUUUGAUAGACAAUACUUAACUUCUCACAUAUAGGGCACAGUUGAAGAUAUUACAGAAACAUUUUGAAAACACACAAAGCGGGAUCUAUUUGAGAGGAUAGGAAGAGGAUAAUUCGGUGGGUGUUGAAGAAGAGAGACGACAUUUUCGACGCCCAGUUUUCCUACACUUCAUUUGCACGUGAUUAUUAACUGUGUUCAUCGUGAUGCACAGACAACAGACUCUAGUAUCAAUUAGGUAAUGACUGUUAUGCCCUAAUCGAGUUAUCACAUCCUGUUUAGAUUAUAUAAAUAAACUGCAGUGAAAUAUU